Molecule: messenger RNA, 5542 nt
Organism: Xiphias gladius (swordfish)
Lineage: Eukaryota; Metazoa; Chordata; Actinopteri; Istiophoriformes; Xiphiidae
Gene: mbnl3
Product: muscleblind-like splicing regulator 3
Exons: 9
Coding region: 1384-2421 (345 amino acids)
Molecular function (GO): metal ion binding
Source: RefSeq, a predicted model, not a curated record
UUUAUACUCCUCUCCUGCAUCCCGCCUAUUGUUUAUUCACUUUGUGCAUUCAUGUACUACCAUGUCUCAUACAAAGUAGCCCUCCUUUCUCUUUAAUUUUUCUCAUGUCCGAAAUGCAGUUUGGACUUUGCCUUCCCCUGGGAAGCAAAACUGUAGUUUCUUCUUUGUGCGUAUCUUUAUUGAGCCACCACUGAUUGUUAUCUGUAUUCAGUUAGUGUCCGGACGCGUCACUCUGCUUUCUCACAGCAUGCAUCUUCCUUGCAUCACACAACAGUAUAGUCCACUCUUUGAAUAAGACAUAACUUACUCCUCCUUGUCUGUGAGAAGACAAAGCUGUUUGAGGUCAGCUCAGAGUUGUGUACAGUUUGAAUAUUAACAUGUGGCUCAGCCAUGACUGUGCUGUACCAGUGAAAAAAGGCUGGGAGGAACAAGGACGGUCUCUGUUGAGGGAGGAGCUGCUGUGGAAACUGCCCUGUCAUUGGUUGGUGAUGUGAUCUGCCUGCCUGCAAAAGAUUGCUGGAUUGGCUGCUGCUUUGCAUUGAGCGCAGCAGCUGCAGUUGUGAAGAAUUACCCCUUCUCUUUCUGCCCUGUCUCUCUCUUUCCUGCUUCCUCCCUUCACAUUUAUAACUGUCUGGGAAUCAUCGGUGUCGACCACACGUGCCAGCCUGUGCCACUUCAAGGACACUGCUUUUCACAGUAUAUUGCAAGAUUCAUGUCAAGCUGGUCAAUUACUUUCUGCUCCGUGGAGCUCAGGGGAGUUGAAGUGACGUCUCUGUCCUGCUUUCAGUCUCCCUCCAUCCCCUCUCUCCCUCUCUCUCUCUCGUAUCACUUAAUCAAGACAUAGCUUGCCCUUUGCUGUUCAUUGCUGCCUCCCUCCUUCCCGUAUGCUCUGCUCCCCUAUUUGUUUGUCUUUAUUCUCUUUGGCUCUUUCCCUUCCACCCUCCUGCCUCGUGGUCCUCGUCACCCUUCGCUGAGACAAGCUCUACACAAGUCCACAGCAAGACAACAAGCAAGGACAUGCAGAAGACAGGUCAGUGAGGAGGAUGACAACAGAAGAAUAAGAGACAGCGAAGGAGGGAUGAGAAAGAGACUGAACUAAAAGGAGGAAGUGGAACUCUGAAGUGCCUACUGCGAGGGGUUGUGUGCUGCUGUCUGACUUUGCUGGAUGAGAGCAGGACGGGACUCAGUGUGUUUGGCCUUGAAUGGAGGCUAUAUUUUAUCCUGACAGCCACAGAGUUAUCCAUCCAAUGUUGCUGAGCUGCAGUCCCCAUAUACCCUGAGCUGAGCUGCCACCUCAUCUCAUCAGUGCAAGGAAACCAUCCCUAUAAGACAGUUUUCCGUCCAUCUGCCCCCACCACUGUUCAGUGUUUGUGAGCGUCUCUGAUGGCUGUCAGCAUGACCAUGGGACGGGACACCAAAUGGCUGACUCUGGAAGUGUGUCGUGAGUUUCAGAGAGGUACCUGCUCAAGGUCUGAUGCCGAGUGCAAGUUUGCCCACCCCUCCCGGAGCUGCCAUGUGGAGAAUGGUCGAGUCAUCGCCUGCUUUGACUCACUGAAGGGACGCUGCACACGUGAGAACUGUAAAUACCUGCACCCACCUCCACACCUGAAAACCCAGCUGGAGAUUAACGGGAGGAACAACCUGAUCCAGCAGAAGGCCGCGGCAGCCAUGUUGGCUCAACAGAUGCAGUUCAUGCUGCCUGGAACACAGCUGCAGCCCAUAACAACAUUCCCGGUGACGCCCUCCCUGGCAACGAGUCCCAGUAUGGCAUUCAGUCCAUACCUGAGCCACAUGGGCCCAGGCAUGGGCUUGAUGCCUGAGCUGCUGCCCAGUACUCCCCUGCUGGUCCCUGGGAGUCCCACCGGCCUGGCCGCCAUGGGCAAUGGCACCUCUGCACAAAAACAUGUGCGCACAGACAAGCUGGAGGUUUGUCGAGAAUUCCAGCGCGGUAAUUGCACACGGGGUGAGAGCGACUGCCGCUACGCUCACCCCCUGGAGGCUGGCAUGGUGGACUGCAGCGAGAAUUCGGUCAUUGUCUGCAUGGACUACAUCAAGGGCCGCUGCAGCCGAGACAAGUGCAAGUACUUCCAUCCCCCUGCUCACCUGCAGGCCAGGAUCAAGGCUGCACAGCACCAAGCCACUCAAAACACAAUCACCAACACAGGCUUGGCUCUGCCGCCAGGGGUCGUGCAGCCACUACCAAAGAGGCCGAUCUUAGAGAAGAGCAACGGAGCUGCUGCCGCUGUCUUCAACCCCAGCAUGUUCCACUACCACCAAGCCCUGACUAAUAUGCAGCUCCAGCAACCAGCAUUUAUCCCCACUGUUCCCAUGAUGCACGGUGCCACCACCUCCACUGUUUCGUCGGCCUCGACCCCAGUCACCAAUGUUCCUUUCGCUGAAUCUGCUGCCUCGAAUCAGUAGAUCCCUCUGAGCUUCUGACUUCUGAUCCAGUGGAGCUCCAGUGCGUUCCCAUGGAAACCCAUUUCUGUCCCGUCCCCAAACUGCUGGUGGCGGCUCCAGUGGCGCUAAACUCAGUAAGCCUUUCCCGUAACCCUAGUUAAAGCCUCCGAAACGUGCGAAGUACCAGGGUGGUCAUCUUUCUGAAAGCAGAAAACAUGUGCCUCACCUACAGUGCACACUGACUGAGUGGCAAUGUGAUACUUCUUAUAAGAUAUUAUGAAAGUAGGAUAGCUGCGACGGUUCACGCAAUACAAACCUGGAUGUAUUACUGUUGCUUUAAAGCAGCCAUCCUGAUGCAUACUGACUUGAUCAGGCUGAGCAAUAGAGCUCCCUUGUUCUUACAGCCAUACAUGCCCACACCUUAAAAGUGCAGCAGACAUAUGCACACAACCACACACACAAAUACACACAUUAGAAUUUAAGACUAAAAGCCCUUUAUGGGGUGGAGCCAUCACAUGCGGGGACCCCACACAUUUGACUGUUCCAAAGGCAGAAACUCUGAAAAGUUAACUCCAGAAAUUCAGACCAUUCACGUGGCACCUGUGGACCUGCCGCUGGUCUACAACCAUUACGUGUUGUCAAAGUGAAAGAGUGUUUCAUAUCAUGUCAUGUUUACGUUUGAAGAUGGCUACAAAUGUAACGUUCGUGUUGUACCAUGUAUACCAUUCAGUUUGUUCUCAUGGUCUCAUCUUGUCUGAUGAAACGUCAGUGAGUUGUUGUUAAUUUGUUUGUGCCUUUGAUUUAUCAGCUCAGCUGCAGAGGAGACUUAGUUUCCCAAAAUUAUUCAAAACACUUAACAGCAUUCAUUGAAAAAUGUUGUUAUUUGCAAUUAAAGGCAAUAUCUUUUGUUACAAAAAUACUGUGCAUUAGCCUAUAGUUCAUAUUGUAAGAAAAUCUAGUAAUCACAGUGAUCACUCAUAUGAUUUGAAUCCAUUUUUGUCCCCUGGUUUCAUAGUAAGUAUCUUGUACUUGAUUGAUAAUAGCAGCAAAUAAAACAUUACUUUUCUGAUUACUUACUUUUGAUGCAAAAAAAUUCAAAUUGACAGAGUCACAUAUAAUUAGGAUAAAAUCACUUCUGUAAUAAUGAGGCUGAGUUGAGACAUUUUUCAGAAUGUGGCUCUUAAUUUCUGGAUUUAAGAUACAAACUGCCUUAAAGCAGGCAAGUUCUCUAUGUGAAAGCCUGUCUCUGUAUAACUUUACCAUUAACAGACCAGACAGCUCAAAUUAUUAAAACUGUUGAAUUUCAGUGAUGAAGUAUCUUGACUCGUGAUGUCUGAUCAGUGAUUUUUUUUAAUUGUCUAAUGACUGAAAAGGAAGGUUUGUUUGUCCAGUUUCACCCUGAAAAACAUGGUGUAUAAAAAAAAGGACACUCUACAGACGUAGUCGUGUUCGCUUCUUAUUACAAAAUUUGAUUUCCUGUGUCCAACUUCCCUGAAAACAAGAAAAAAUUAUGUUUGUGAUGUUCAGAUCUAAGAUUACAGACUUUUAUAAUUGGCACUUAAUCUCUUAAACGUUUACACCUGAUGUCAGAGAUGGAAGCUGGAUUUGUUUCCUGAUGUUGUGCCUAAAGUCUGUGUGUGCCAAGUGGUGGUACUGUAUAUGCAAGGAGCUGCCCCAUUCAAUGCAAUACCGGAAUAACUCCUCCUAAUAAAUGUCUCCCUCUUAAAUGCAGAUAUGUAUUUUAAAAAGGCAGUUUGUUCGUUUGUAAUUGUCUCCUCUCAAGUGGCUUUUGGAUUGAAUGAGCGGCACAAGAUUUUUAUGUUUUAAGGCUCUUCAGGGAGAAAGCUUAGAACUUGAAAAUGUCCUGUCUGACCUUAAAAUGUGUCGUCUUUUCUACUGAUGUGUCCUUUUUGUCAAAAGUCGUCAGACUCUAAAUAUUGCAGUUGUCAUAAGCAGAGCUGAAUUUUUGCAAAGUCAGAAGAUUGAGGAAAAAAAUCACCCGUUUGAUGUCUGUUGGUUAAAAAAAUUAGGAAACCAGUUGGAUUUCUGGUUUUUCAAAUGUCUGAAUUGUUCUGAAGGCGUCUAAAAUUGAACGUAACGGCUUUGGAAACUGGGCUGAAAUCACUUUUUUCCAAAUUCAAAUGUGCCUCUUUCAAGUCUCCUCAAGCCACCGCUGUCAGUACACUGUAAGAACAGACCAGUGCUCAAAGAUAGAUGUGUUAUUUGGUACAUUAUUAUAAUAGUAAAUCACAACUGUACUAGUUUCUUCUCUGAGACAGCUGUGCUGUCUUAUUGUUAAUGUAAAGAAAUAAAUCAGUGAGCUGUGUGCAUAGUUAAGUUGUGUUGAAAGAGACAAUGAAUCACAUAUUUGGUUAGUUGUAAAUGCUGCAGAUAUUACAACAUUUCCCACUGAACAUUACUCAUUUUAAAUAAUGUCAUUGUGUUGUGAAUGUAUCUAAUGCAAAAACUCUGUACAUGCCCCUCUAAAAGACAGGCAUGUUGAAAUGUAAUGAUUCACUAUAUAUAGACUAUUUCUGAGGUCACACAGGUACCAUGCUGAUACUGUGUUAAGACAUAAAAGUAUGUGUAUUGUUAUAUAGAUUUAUAUUUAAUGUCAGUGGGUGGUGUGACUUACUUUUAAAAAUAUCUUUCACUCUCAGAAAAGGUUGAGCUGAAUUGUACUUUUUGAAGUACAAAUGUUCACUGUACAGGUACAUUACAGUACCAUUUCUUGCUAGUCAGUUUUUGUACCCCAACCUUCGAAAGUACCCAAAGUGCCCAAAAUGCACCUGUAAACAAUGAUAUAAUCAUUGGGCAAAAUUGAGAAAAUCAGUGUGCUACCCUUUUUUUUCCUAUUUUUUCACAUGAUGUGGAUUGACCAGUUCUCCCCUGUGCUGCAGUCCUUGUUUCUGCUAACUCCCACUCUUGGUCUAGGGAGACUGAAUACAAAAGCAACUGCCAAUUGGGGCAAGUUGGAACCAGCACUUCACGCUGAAUUGGUAUAAAUAUGUCUCUUAAAGGAACAGUACACUUAUUUGCUGUCUAUGUUAGUUAGAUGAGAAGAUCAAUACUGCUCUCUGGUUUGUGUGUGUGUGUGUGUGUGUGUGUGUGUGUGUGUGUGUGUGUGUGUGUGUGUGUGUGU